Diachasma alloeum is the source of this 1034-nucleotide messenger RNA. RefSeq lists its product as uncharacterized. Lineage: Eukaryota; Metazoa; Arthropoda; Insecta; Hymenoptera; Braconidae. Bases 317 to 916 code for a protein of 199 amino acids. The record is from RefSeq and is a predicted model, not a curated record. The transcript has 3 exons.
CGGUAUUCGUAAGGUCUGAUUUUGUUGAUAAAUAAUAAAAGAACAUUAUUCUUUUAUUCUUUUUAUUAUUCUUCGUGAUUCCAAGAAGAAUUACGUCGCAGCUAUUCAAAUAUCUGAUGAAACAGUAUAAUUUGACAAACAACCGUGGGGAAGUAUUUUGACUUGUUAAUAUCAAGGUUUUAGAUAAAACGUAUUUGCACAGAUGUGACCUAUAUAACGUACAUUUUGUCGAAUUUAGGUGCAAAUAGGCAGCGGCUUUCGGAUCCAAUAGUCAGUGGUUACUCAAUGAUAGAGGAAUUCGGAUUGGAAGAUAAAAAUGAUUUUUAAAGUGUAUUUCGUUGUUCUUCUUGCCUGCACUUUCAUCCAUGCUGGACCUGUGCGAAUAAAGCAACCCUCAUCGCGAGCAAUUUCGGUAUUCGAUGAUGCCGAUACCCAUGUUAUUGAGAAUCUUGAAGAUCUUCAAAGCAACACGUCCACAAAAGAUGCUAAUUCCGAUAAAGAAGUCUCCAAUGAAUUCCAGACUGGAUUCCCAAUUCUGCCAGGAUUUAAUGAUCAAAUGACUGAGGCUCCCCAUCCAGAAAAUACGAAUAAAAAUGACAUUGCGGUAUCGGAGGAAAAUACAAAACCAAAUGUAAACCCAGAUGUCAAUCGAGUACCUGUCCAGGAAAGCCAAAAUCCUCAGAUUAACAACACCGCUAACAGUGAAGAUGAUGAAGAUGGCGAGGACUUCGACUUCGACUUCGAUUGGGGAGGGUCUGAAGACGAACCGCAGGAACAAGGUCCAGUCUCAGGCAUCCUCAAUGAAAUCGCAGACGUUGUCGAGCAAUACAUCCAGUCAGCGGUCAAAGUUGGGGAAGACAUUUUUGGGUCUGAGAAGGAUGAUAAUAAUGGAGAUAGUGAUUAUACUUUGCUCUGAAGUAAUGGAUUUCUCAUCAUGCCGUGUGUCAAGUGACAUUCUUCACGCAUCGUGAUGUAUGAGGUGGUUUUUCUCAUCUCCCACACAUUAAAAACCACUUUUCCACACUCGUAUCGAA